GUUUCGUCCUAGUAUGGGACUCCUCGGCAGUGCGCGUGCAUGGUCCCGCCUUGCGAGUGUCGAACCCAGGACCUCUCAGUCUCGCGCGCGAGCACUUAACCACUGCUGAGGAUUCCCAUACUAGGACGAAGCGGUCGUUCAGUGCUUCCAGGUUUUCUAUGUAGGUCUAACUUGAAUUGACUCAUGAAUUCAACAAUUAAAUUAACAUUUUACUGAUACUUAACAGGCUUAUUUCAAUUUCUCGAUUUUUAGGUUUCAUUUGAAAGGGAAAAUAUUUUUAAUAUAAUAAACUGAUCUGUUUCUAAGAUAAAGUUGUGAACUAAUGUAGCAAUUAAGUAACUUUUUUGAGAUGCUGUAUAUUGUAUCGUUUUGUUGAUUGAUUUUUAGUUCACCAACAAAAUCUAUAGAUUUGUCAAGACUAUCUGACUAAACGCAUAUACGACAAGGUCACAUUAUUCAUGUUGUUGGAAGACCCAACAUGUUCAUUUGUUUGAAACAGGUUGUUUCCCCUCCAUCCCUUUUACAUAUUUCCUCCUAGAUUAGUGUGUCUAUCUUCUCAAAAUGUAUUAUAUAGGCUGUGUGGAGAUGUCUUUUAUAGUCCAAUAGGAAUCAUUUAGUCACCUUCACCGUAUUUAAAUGUCUAGUCCAUACGUGUGUGUGUAUAUAUAUAGUGGUUUUUGGAUAUGUAUUUAAUAGCACGCUUCGUCAAUGGGGAAAGGUUCCAUACUAUCCCUGAGAUAUAUUUAUGGCAGACGAAGUCUAAUUAUUUUGUAGCUUGAGAAUUGAUGUUUCCACUGGUAUCAUCAAUGUAAAUGUUAGAGUCGCACUUUUGUCAAAUUCAACCGACUUCAUCAUACUGUACAUUUCCAUUCCACCUACAGUAAUCAUAACAUCGUCCUCUCAUAGCGGCCCAGAUUUCUCACGUUUAUCAUCAAUUACCUCCUUAAAAUUACCGGAUUGUACAAAUAUUACUCAUUUGAAUGAUAAACUAUUUGGACUGCUUAAACAUCAAUUAAACUGCUUUAUUAUUAAAUCAGUAAUUAAUCAACGAUGACCAAUCAGUAUUAUUAGCAUUAAACAGUAUUCUUUCUACCCGUCAAUAUACUAUUGUAAGUUACAUGCAUUCUGUCACUGAAAUAAAUAGUUCUGCCGAGAUUUUCACUUAUUUGUCAACAUUGAAAUCAACGUCCACCGUCUCUUCUUCGUCAUUAUCAUCCCCUUCAGAGACAAAUUUAAAUAACAGUGAUCCGCAUAAAUUUUGCUCAGAUGAAAGUUAUCCACCAUCAUCUGAGAUUUUCAAUUCAAUCUUAAAUAACACACUGUCGUUGUCUCUUACUAGUCAUAGGAAUUAUGUAAAUAAAAUAUCAUCAUCUCAAUAUAAUAAUGGCAACUCAGAAUGUUUAAUCCAUCAUGACCAUACCCCACAACUACAUCAAAAUUACAUAGAAUUUGUCGAAGACCAUUAUGGAUUUUAUUGUAUCUGUCAUAAUUGCGAAAUAAAUCAUUCGAUAGACCCAAUCAAUACUUCAUUUGUUAUUAAUGGUGAGGAGAAAACAUUGUCACAAUCAAUAGUUUCCUCAAAAUUAUCAUCAACUGGACUAGCCUACUUAUCAGUCUCAACACAAUUAAAUAGUAAUAAUAUUAACGACGAAGAACAACGGGGAACUAUAGAACAAACAAAAACUUUUUUAAAACGUUUUCAAAAUUUCAUUACACAUUCAGUAAGAAGAAAAUCGAAUCGAUCAUUAAAAAAUCAUAAUAAGAAUAUCGGUACUUGUGAUGAUUAUAAUAGUUUUUAUACCAUAGAAGGUUCUAUUGUAAAUAAAUCUCAUUUAAUAGGUUAUCAUAAAAAACGUAGUAAAUCAUUACGUACUAUAUCGCAUUGUGUACAGUCGAUCACAUCACCAUCGAAACGCUCAUUAAAUAAUAAUAAUAAUAAUAAUAAUAAUAAUAAUAAUAAUAAUAACAAUAAUAAUAAUAAUAAUAAUAACAGUGGUAUACAACAAAAACCUGAUAGAAUAAAAAUGCCCCAUUGUUUGCAUGAUGAUAUACACUCUGACAAAUAUUCUACACAUUCUAAUACCGAAAAGCCGACAUGCUACCACUUUGGGUUAGUGAGUAGAGCAGUGGAGAAGUUUAUUUCAAAUUUGAACCAAGCAUUGGAUUGUUUAGUUGAUAAUAGGAAUACUACUACUAAUACAUUUGUUAAUAGUAAUUGUAACCCAUUACAUCAUUUGUAUGGACCAUUUAAGCAAUUACUGAUGGAAUUAGCCAUUGUUUUGCAAUGUAAACAAUUUAACAGAGAUUUUGUUAAAUGUGAAGGUCAUCGUAAACUCUUCCAACUUGUUGAAUGCAUUGAUAAACUGGAUAAAAAGUUUCAUGAUGAAAUUUGGUCAUAUCUCUUAUCCUGUCUAAUUGAAUUAUCCAAUUAUGCUAUAACUAAUCGAUUUACUAUUAGUAAUAAUGCUCUGAAUAACGAUAAUAAUAAUAAUAAUAAUAAUAAUAAUAGUAAUAAUAAUAAUAAUAAUAUAAAGUUAUAUCCUCAUGAAGUUUGUUUUACACAAGAAAAUAAUGAUUCUAAAAAGUAUUUAUCUGAAGACAUGUUAAUUCAACAAGAUGAAAAUAUUAACCAAAUCCAGUACUCAUCAACAAUUCUACCAAUGAAGAAUGUUUAUGGAAUAGAAGAGUUUUUCAGUUGGCAAUUAGUAUCAGAUGGAUUUUUAUCUGUGUUUUUUUCUUUUCUUCCAUUUAUUCAAAUUAAUAUUUUACUAUUUAGUCCUGUACAUAUUCAAUAUGUUACUAAACAAACAGAACAAGGAUUUGUAUUGGAUUUAUUAAAAAUAAUUCAAUCAAACAUUGUUGGUUAUAAAUCUACUGUGAAUUAUAAUUCAAUCCGUUUGGAAACAUUACGAUGUGAAAUACAAAAUCUUAUUAUGCAAUUUUUGUAUGUUAUAUUUUAUUAUGGGAAACAACAAGGUCAUUUGAUAUGCUUAAUACAUCAGUUUUUUGAAAAUAUACAAUUUACUGAAUGGAUUCCAGAAUUACGCGAUCGUUCACUUUGGGAAUUAAUAAUCAAUUCAUAUUAUCGAAAGAAAUAUCAUUUUGAUUAUUCAAUGAUGGAAACAUUUAGCUCAUGUUUACCAUCAUCUGAUGAUAAUUCUGAAAAUACUGUGGUGUUAAAUUUUUUAAAAGAUUUUUCAAAUUUUCUUGAAAAUGAUGCAUUAUGUAAAACAGAAUGCUUCCAGAGUAAUAAUGACAAUAAUAAUAUGAAUAUUUACAGUCCCAGUAUUGAUAAUGUUGAACAAGAACCACAUCAACGUAUAUUAUCACACCGAUUGAGUAAUAAUAGCAGUACUACUAAUACUACUAAUAAUGGUUAUAACAUUAAACAAUCCAGUAUCCAAUUACUAAUUUCAGUAUGUCGAGUACAACAACUAAUUAAUAGUUUAUUAUUAACCAGAAUGAAAACGCCAUUGGCUCGUACAUCCGAAGAAACCGUUGAAAAAAUGAAACAACUAUGUUCAGCAGUGUAUUUUGAUAAGUAUACAAUUAAUCCAACUGAACAAUGUAUUGAAGAAGCGUGUAUUAAACUAGGUUUCAAGAUACCAACUGAUCCAUAUGCUGAUUUUGAAAAACCACCAGGUACACUUGGAUUUCAAUGUAUUUAUAAUUAUAUAAUGAAAAAUAGAAAUAAGGUUAUUGAUAUGCUUAAUUAUGCUUACCCAUGUCAAAAAAAUUCCUAUCAAACCAAUAACACCACUAAUAAUCAUUGUAAAUUGUAUCAUUUAUCAGAACUCAAUAUAUUAUCUUCUUUGAAUGUGAAUAGCAAUAAUGAUAAUAUUAAUGUGAAUGAAAUGAGUAGUAAGUCGUCACAACGUGUUCAACGUCAUUUUUCCACUGUUGAUUCAAAUUCUAUUCAAAAUAUAUUACAUACUACUCAUUUACAUGAUGAUAGUAUACAAAAUCAACGUAAUAAUUUUAUUGGACGACGAUUUACAUUGGAUUCAUUAAUAGCAACGUCUAAUUUAUCACAAUCAUUUAAACCAAUGAAAGAGUAUUAUAGUCAUAGUAGUUUUUCAUGUAAUUAUUCCAUUUCAUCAUCUUCUUCGACAGUUUCAUCAUUGAUUGAUAAGAAGCCAUUAUUUCCAAUUAUUGAAGCUGCUAAUGCUGUGACAAGUAUGCUGUGUGAAUUGCUUUCAACUAAUGAUACAAGUCAUGAACCAAAUAUUAUCAUAGAACAAGAUGAUAAGGAUUUUUAUCUUUCAUCGCCGUUAUAUCCAAUUUUACUUAAUAAAUCAAAUAAUAAUACUAAUCAUUAUCAAAGUAAUUUAUCAUCAUUUGAAGAUAUAUUCGAUUGUGUUUUUUCAAAAUUUUUCUCUUCCUGGACUCAAAUGAAAGCUGUUCCAGAAGAUUUGAUUGCAAUUUUAUGCGUGGUACGAGAGCAGAUAAAUCGUAUUUUGAAAACCAUUCCUAUUUCACUUGAAGAAUUUGAAAAUUCUCUGAUAAAAUUUAAUCCAUAUGAUGUACCAUCUAUGUGGUCGAAACGGGAGAAUCGUCUACGUGUAGAUAUGUUACAUAAUCACCCGGCAUUAAUAGAAUUACGUAACGAUGUAAGGAAACGUCAUCAAGGACAUGUAUAUGAGAAUCGUUUAAAUAUUUUGUCAAAUUCAGCACCUUUAGAAUAUAUCCCAUCAAAAGGAUCGAAAUUAUGUAGUAAAGACAAUCAAUCAUUCACUGUACUCUUGUCACCUGAUCGCAAGUCGCUUCUUAUAAGAGACACAAACCAGAACAUAAGAGAAAUAUGGCAACUAAACUGUAUUAGUCGAGUAUCUUUGGGUAUAACUGAGAAAGUGAAAAAAAAUCCGGAACGUACAUUACUCUUUCAAGUGGAAUUAUCCGAUAUCCCAAACCAAGAUGAUCCCAAUGAAUCGACAAGUAAUAAAUCACGUUGUUUUCGAGUUAUUUUACUAGCCAGAUCAAUAAUUGAAUAUAAUUAUUGGUUAGAUGGAUUAUUUUUAUUAAAUAAAUUAAAUAAUCCAAGUGAUUAUUACAAUGAAGAUGUGGAGCGUUUAACUGAACUAGACAUGUGUAUACGUCUUUCAAGUUUAGAUUUAAAUCAGUUGCCAAAAAGAGAAAUCUCCAUGCCUACAGAUCCACCACCACCUUUGGAUUUUAUUUAA
Molecule: messenger RNA, 5180 nt
Organism: Schistosoma guineensis
Lineage: Eukaryota; Metazoa; Platyhelminthes; Trematoda; Strigeidida; Schistosomatidae
Source: the annotation of a GenBank genome assembly